GUGCUUACAUGCUGAUGCACGUUCUUCCUCACCACAAGAUGCAUAGAAAGACAAUGCAUGGCUCGCUCGAAAUACCCAGACAGCCGCCAUGAUCUUCCGAAGUGGCUGGCCGCGAUUGGCUGGCUGGCGCGCUGGAAACGAUGAUGCACGACGACACCAUGCCGCGAGGCUGUCGUCCAGCUGAGCUGUAAGAGUACAACCUCGACCUACCCUGUACUCCCAACUCAACAAAUAUUCUCUCAGAUCCUGUCUAAGUAAUGCGCCUAUUACAAUACAACAACGAUGGCGAGCUCAGCCUGACCAAGGACUUUAUUGGCGACGAGAUUCCCAAAUAUACUGUCCUUUCACACACAUGGGGGGCGGAUACAGAAGAGGUCACAUAUAGAGACCUGAUAAAUAGCACUGGGAAGAGCAAGGUUGGAUACGAGAAGAUUCGGUUUUGCGGAGGGCAAGCCAGACGUGAUGACUUGCACAACUUCUGGGUAGAUACUUGCUGUAUCAACAAAUCGAGCGACAGGGAGCUUUCGGAAGCUAUUAACUCCAUGUUUCGCUGGUAUCGCAAAGCGGCCAAAUGCUACGUAUAUCUGACAGAUGUUUCGACAAAUGAUCAAAUCGACCUGUCCUUACAGCCGUGGGAGGCAGCUUUUGGGAACAGUCGAUGGUUUACCCGUGGUUGGACACUUCAAGAGCUUAUCGCGCCGCUAUCGGUCGAGUUCUUUUACUCGAACGGCAAUCGACUCGGUGACAAGAAAUCAUUAGAGGGGCAGCUUCACAAGAUAACGGGGAUUCCAGUUUCCGCUCUUCAAAGCAGCCCUCUUUCUGAGUUCAGCUUCGACGAGCGAAUAUCAUAGCAUCUACACAUAAUGACAACUCGAUCAAUAAUUUACCCUACGCUCCAGAGGCGCCAUUU
This is a messenger RNA of Mollisia scopiformis, 910 nucleotides long. Its product is annotated as HET-domain-containing protein. The transcript has 4 exons. Lineage: Eukaryota; Fungi; Ascomycota; Leotiomycetes; Helotiales; Mollisiaceae. The record is from RefSeq and is a predicted model, not a curated record. Bases 258 to 851 code for a protein of 197 amino acids.